Molecule: messenger RNA, 1392 nt
Organism: Fusarium oxysporum Fo47
Lineage: Eukaryota; Fungi; Ascomycota; Sordariomycetes; Hypocreales; Nectriaceae
Product: general substrate transporter
Exons: 5
Coding region: 1-1392 (463 amino acids)
Biological process (GO): carbohydrate transport; transmembrane transport
Cellular component (GO): membrane
Molecular function (GO): carbohydrate:proton symporter activity
Source: RefSeq, a predicted model, not a curated record
AUGAGAUUUCUCGCUGUGGCUGUGGCUCUAGUAGCUGCUCAGGGCGGCUUCAUCUAUGGUCUUGGUUCAGGCAUUAUUGCAACUACCUUUGGCCAUGACACCUUCAAAUUGGCCAUGUAUGGGCCUUCCAUGGUCAACACUACGUAUCAAGGUGCAAUAGUGUCUGUCUACAAUGCUGGGCAGGCUAUCGGUGGAUUAACCACUGGAUACAUUGCGGACAGGUUCAGCCGCAAAUACACCAUCCUCUUUGCAUCUAUCUUGACCAUCAUCGGGGCAGUACUCCAGUGUGCUGCCGUCAACAUUGGCAUGAUGGUCACCGGAAGGCUCAUUGCAGGGAUCGGAUGUGGACAGAUACUCGCGGUUGUUCCCAUUUAUCUGGCCGAGGUGUCUUCACAAGACAGACGCGGCUUUCUGGUUGGCCUUCGAGGCAUGAUGAUAGCGAUCGGAUUCGGCGUUGCCAACUGGAUUGGAUACGCCGGUGCUUUCUCAUCUGGCAACGGUCAAUGGCGCAUUCCUAUGGCUAUGCAACUCCCAGUUCCCGUUAUCCUUUGUGUCAUGAUCUUCUUUGUGCCAUUUUCACCUCGUUGGCUGGUACUAAAAGAUCGUCACGAAGAAGCUAGACAGGUCUUGACCAGCCUUCACGGCAAGACGGAUGACGAGAUUUACAUCGACAGGGAGCUUGUUCAAAUCCAAGAGCAAAUACAAUUGGAGCGAGAUCAAGGAAAUCUCAACUGGAUGACAGCACUUGGACACAUGUUCUCAAGGAAAUAUGUCCGCCGGACAAUGACUGCUUCUUUCAUCGUUACCAUGGGUCAGCUUUCUGGCUCGUCAGUUAUUCAGAACUUCCAAAAUGUGUUCUAUCAAGCUGUUGGCUUCAAUGGUCGCACAGCCCUCCUUAUCAGCGGCGUGUAUGGCAUGAUGUGCAUCAUCGGCCAAGUCAUAUAUCUCGCCUUCGUUGCUGACAAAUUACCGCGUACCCUCACAUUAUGGUCGGGUUCUCUUGUGCUAAGCUCAAUGAUUGCUAUUUGUAUGGCUCUGAGCGCACAAUUCGGCUCCGUAGACAAUGAAAACCAGGCUGGUGCCCGGGCUGCCAUCGCGUCCAUCUUUGUUUACUCUUUGAGCUAUGCCAUAUUCUUUAACGCCAUGAUCUGGGUGGUACCCUCUGAGCUUUUCCCUUUCUUCUUGCGAACCAAAGGUCUUGCAUUCGCUGUAGCAUCAAAGUCUGUGGUAGCAAUUGUCCUGUCUCAAGUCACACCUCUGGCUAUUGCUAAUGUCAGCUGGCGUUACUACUCUCUUUUUAUCGCGUCGAACCUUGCCACUGCUGUGUUUUAUUUCUUCUUCCUACCAGAGACUGUAAGUAAUCAUAUAACCCCAUUCAUACGAGAAUGCUGA